CCGCCACAGCGAUACAUUUUUGACCUCCUUGUCCUGCUUGGCUGGCCUGCUAUUAUCCACUGCGCGUCAUACGGCGACUCAAACCGUCGAGAAUGGCUCGGAAACGUCGUCACUGGUCCGUCAUCGCAUCCGAUGGAAGGUCUCCCAAACGGCGAGCGCAGCCUGAAGAGGUUAUAAUCGUCGACAGCGAUGACGAUGACCUAGAGGCUAUUCUCGCUAAAAUCAAGCAGCAAGAGGAAAGCGAGGCACAAGCUAAGCGGCUACAAACGGAGUGGGCAAGUAACAACCAAGCGCCACAGGCCGGCCCCAGUAGGCUGGAUGAGCCUGUCCCUAUUGCAGAUGUGCCUAUUGCUGAGACUGACGAGGCACUUGCAAGGAGGCUACAAGAGGAAUGGGCUGCAGAGGACGUCGCUGCGGGCCAACAGUUGUUGGGCUCUGCAAGUCGUGCCGUCGCUCUUUUCGAAGCCCUAGGUGGCCUUGAUCGUCAAUAUCUUGGCGAACGAGCCAUGUCAGACAGCCGAGCGAAAGUGGCUGCGUCGAAGCGUCGCAGAUCUGCUGUCAGCACCGUGGGUCCUGGCGGGACUGGAUAUGCUACAGGUUCAACUGGCGAAUACCAUGGGUACGGCUAUGCUGAAAACGACGACCACGCCUUAUUCAACCCCCGAGGCCGUGGUCGCCGUGGCCGAGGUAUGCCCCCCACAGUUACAGAGCAUUCAACACGGACCGCUCUCGCAUCGCACUGGGACGAGAUCCUCGUCCGCGCAUUGAAGACGAUCAUCUCACUUCUCCCUGCUCCUUACGCAGACGAUGCACAGGUUUACGACAUGCUUCCUCACCCAUCUGUUACGCAGCUGCUGCAGAUCUCUCAGCUACCAGAACUACUGGCCGGCCUCCUGCGCAACGAUUCGCUAACUGACUGGACGGCGCGCUGCGACCUGUACAAUGCCAUGCUAUUACUGCUGCGCAGAAUGGCGGACUGCGAAUUGACGCUGGAGGUUUUGAUCGGCGAACGGUACGAGCUCGCCAGCAGUGGAGGGCUCGAAGAGUGGAUGUGGGGCGACGGCGAAAUCAAGUGGGCAGAGUCCUCUGAUGGCGCAUCAGUCAAAGCGCAGCCGCUGUACACCUACUUCCAGAAGCUCACGAAGCAAAGUGAGGCGUUCCUUGCGGGCGCGUCUGCGCUUCUUGAAUCGGGAGGCGAGGACGCUGAGAUUGAGAAUGCUGUACAAUCUCUCUCGUUGUGUGGUGAAUUCAUUGCGACAAAGGACGACCUGGAGAGGGCAAUGAGGGUGCUCAACAACGGCCCGUCCCCACCGACUAAUAACGGCAAGAAUAAGGGCAAGGGCCAUGACCCCGCACUCGAGCUCGAGCGCAGAUACACCGCGGAGUGCGAACGGCUCGCCUUCGCACACGUCGCAUUCCCGCAGGCGCCCGAUGGGUGCUAUGCAACAUUUAACUACGCGAACCAGCUCCAGCGCACCGCAAACGCGACACGGACGCCGAAGGACCGGCUUCACCUCGUCAAGGAGCUCGCGGUCACGGCAACGAGCCUGCCCACCGGCAUCUGGGUGCGUGUCGACGAGGUGCGGAACGACGCGAUUAAGAUCAUGAUUGCUGGCCCAGAAGGCACGCCUUACGCCGGCGGGUUGUUCGAGUUCGACUGUUUCGUCCCGCUCGAGUAUCCACACAAGCCGCCCCUGAUGCACCUCCGCACGACCGGUGGCGGCUCGGUGCGCUUCAACCCCAAUCUUUACAACUGUGGCAAGGUGUGUCUGUCGCUGCUCGGGACAUGGCCUGGUCGUCCGGAGGAGCAGUGGUCCUCGAAGUCAACGCUCUUGCAAAUACUGGUGUCCAUCCAGAGCAUGAUCUUGGUCGAACUGCCGUGGUUCAACGAACCGGGACGCGGCAAAGCAUCUCUGACGAACCGCGCGAGCAUCGAGCACAACAAAGAGCUCCAGACGCACACGCUCCGGUGGGCAAUCAACAACUGGCUGCGCGACGAGCACAAAGAGAGCAUUUGGGCCGAUGUCAUCGCGUCGCACUUCAUCACGCGUGAGGCAAAGAUCCGCCAGUGCAUCAGAGACUGGGCGGGAUCCAACCCCCGCAUCCGCGGGUACAGCAGCACGCCCUCGCAGCUACCGUACGCUGUGCAAGAUCUGUGGGGCGCUGCACCCGCGGCUCCAGCUCGAAAGGCACAACGCAAGGACCUUAUUGCCGAAUUCGAGCAAGGGAUGCAGCGGGUCAGGGCGUGGAAUGUUUAGCUACAACCAGGUGCAAGAAUGACAAGAAGACGCGUAGCAUUAUGGUCAUGUACAGGCAGCGUAUUCCCAUUGGAUAUACCGUACAAUCUACUCACUUGCAUCAGUAUUCGGACGCCUCUUCAUCCACUUUAGCGUUCUCGGUGUACUCUUGAGCAUAUCGGUGAUUAGCUGGCACACGGGGUCAGUAGCGGUGUGGACGCAUGGCUGCGACGAGGACCGACGUUCUUCUGCUUGCGAUGGUAGCUCUCGACGCGCUUGCGCAUGAUAGCAAGGUCGGCCUCACGUGUGAUGCCGUUGCGGAACUCGUGGGAUCUUUGAUAUCUCUGAUCUUUGGGGACUGUUCGAGAUGGCGCAAAUCGACGUCUUCCCUGCAUCUGUGUUGCCUGAUUGAGAGCAGUGUCCGACAAUGGU
This is a messenger RNA of Phanerochaete carnosa HHB-10118-sp, 2669 nucleotides long. RefSeq lists its product as uncharacterized. The transcript has 9 exons. The record is from RefSeq and is a predicted model, not a curated record. Gene Ontology annotation, molecular function: ubiquitin conjugating enzyme activity. NCBI's taxonomy places the organism in Eukaryota, Fungi, Basidiomycota, Agaricomycetes, Polyporales, Phanerochaetaceae. The coding region runs from base 93 to 2258 and encodes 721 amino acids.